Molecule: messenger RNA, 3553 nt
Organism: Paramuricea clavata
Lineage: Eukaryota; Metazoa; Cnidaria; Anthozoa; Malacalcyonacea; Plexauridae
Source: the annotation of a GenBank genome assembly
AUGGAGAAAGAGAUGACGGACCUGGAGACGAAGUUAACGCAGCUAAGCUUUGGAGUCAAAAGAACACAAGCCAUUCUUGACUCAGGUAAGCGAGUAGCUAUUAAGCGGCACCUUGAGGCGUUACAAACUACUGCAAAAGAAACGAACGAGUGCAAACGCACUGUCGAAGCAGCUAAAAUAACCGAGAAGGAAGAACUUUCGAAAAUUAACGAAUGGAGUGACGAAAUUGACCACAAAUUUGACAUAGCUGACGAGGCUAUGAUGCGACUUGAGAAAUGGCUCGUCGACGCGGAACGAGCAGAGAAGUUUGUAACGCAGGAGGAGCAGUUUAAGUACGAGUUAAAGUUGCAUGAGAAAAAGCUAGAAAUGCAAGCUGAACUAGCGAACAGUCAAAAACUAAACCGGAAACUCAGGAAUGCGAAGUAUUUACCACGCAAAAUGCGAAAUUGCCAAAACUUGCUAUAUCGAAAUUCGAAGGGUCUUACAUGAAUUGGUCCAAGUUCUGGGGUCAAUUUUGCGAAGCGAUAGACAAAAGCUCCAUCGCACCAAUAAGUUCAAUAACCAAGUUUACCUAUCUGCUAGAGUUGCUUGAACCGAAAAUAAAACGUUGCAUUGAAGCCCUUCCCUUCACCCCUGAGGGGUACAACCGAGCGAAAGCCAUUCUCGAAGACAAAUACGGCAAAGAAUCGGAGAUAUUGUAAAAUGCUACGUGAAGGCGAUUUUAGAUCUGCCUCAUAUUACGGGUACUAACCCACGUAAGAUCGCAGAAUUUCUUGAGAAACUAACGCGCUCUGUUCAAGCUCUCGAGACGAUGGGAAAACUAAAUCAGAUUAGCAGGAAUGUGUCGAUGACUCUAGAUAAAUUAUCUGGAAUUCGUGGGGAUUUGGUACGCACCGGCCCUGAAUGGGAAUCAUGGGAUUUUGGUAAAUUAGUUGAAGCCAUAAAACAAUGGGUAAAAAGAAACCCCGUUACUAGUGUCGAUAGAGAACGGGAAGAAAGCAAUCGAAGGAGACUCCUUCAUGCCCGUAAUGAGGGAUUCCGACCCCGGGGCUGUGUCUACUGCGGGGACCUUGGGCACAAAGCAACCCAGUGUGAAAAAAUUACAGAACUAAGCGAGCGAAAGGGAAUUUUGGCAAAGAAAGGUUUAUGUUUCAACUGCGCGACGAAAACGCACCGCGCCUCAGACUGUACCAGCAAAUCUGCCUGCGGCCACUGCAACAAACGUCAUCACACUUCCAUAUGCGACCAAAAGAAUGACAAGAAUGAAAAGCAUCCUAACCAUAAUAAGUUGAUGACGGAUGGAGUAAGUGGAGAUGGCAUAUUUCCUGUCGUGACAGUAAGAAUUAAUGACAUAAUGUGUCGAGCUUUAAUUGACUCCGGCGCCGGGAGCUCUUACGCAGCUGCCAAGCUGAUUGACACUUUGAAGAUAAAACCACGCGAGAUUAAAGGCAUAGUACAAAACAUGGACUGGACCCAUGGACUGGACUCAAAAUUGGACCGAAAAUUGGACCCGAAAUUGGACUCAAAAUUGGACUCAAAAUUUUAGCCAAAAUUUUGCCCAAAAAUCCAUUAUUCUAUCGGAGAGAAACGACCCUCAGAAUAUCGUGCUUUGAUUUAAUUUGUAUAGGCAAAAAACGUCACGUUCCAUCACUUUUCCUUGACCUAUCUAGCUAUUUGUCUUCCAAAAUUCUAUAUUCUAUUUUCUAAACGUUAUCUAGGGUAUCUCGUAAAUAAUAAACCUCUGUGAAAUGUCUUUGCGCAAUGGUCAGAAAUACAUCACAUCGAUAUAAAUCAGUUCCAUAUAUAGUUAUUUUAGUUAUAUAGGCUACAUUUUGUGUCUGUAUAAUACGCCCUCUAUAUAUUCCGGCAUAUAUAUCCUCCAACGAGUAACGAGUUCGCAAAGUUUGUUUUGUCCAUACUGUAUAUUCUAAUAUUGCAACUAGCUAUAUGUGGGCUUAUCAUUAUGCACAUAUUCUAUUUCCGUUUGUCAAAUAUAGACGUGUCACUCGUAUCGCUGAGGAUGGUUCUAGUGAAAUAGAAUUGAAACACUGCGCGUCCUCUAAGACAAGCGUUAGUCGUCAUGAAAAUAUUUCGUGCACUUAAAUUGGAUAAGACUCACUACCAAUCCCUAUUGACUCGAUAGUUCAAUAGGUAGAGCGGCGGUCUAGAUACCCGAAGAUGCGAGUUCAAAUCCCGCUCGAGCCAACGAAUUUUUCGUUGGUCGAUUGCAGUGUCAGAUUAAUAUGAAACUAGUUUUUCGUAUCUCUGAGGACGGUUCUGAAAUACAAUAUGUGCAUAAUGGUAAGCCCACAUAUAGCUAUACUAAGCCUAUAGUUGCGAUAAAUAUUAGAAUAUAUGGACAAAACAAACUUUGCGAACUCGUUACUCGUUAGAGGAUAUAUUAUAUAUGCCGGAAUAUAUAGAGGGUAUAUAUUAUACAGACACAAAAUGUAUGUAAUUAAAAUAACUAUACUGUAUAUUGAUGUAUACAUUGAUGGAAUGAUUUAUAUUGACGUGAUGUAUUUGUGACCAUUGCGCAAAGAUAUUUCACAAAGGUUUAUUAUUUACGAGAUACCCUAGAUAACGUUUAGAAAAUAAAAUAUAGAAUUUUGGAAGACAAAUAGCUAGAUAGGUCAAGGUAAAGUGAUGGAAUGUGACGUUUUUUGCCUAUACAAAUUAAAUGAAAGCACGAUAUUCUGAGGGUCGUUUCUCUCCGAAAAAAUAAUGGAUUUUUGGGCAAAAUUUUGGCUAAAAUUUUGAGUCCAAUUUUGGGUCCAAUUUUGAGUCCAAUUUUGAGUCCAAUUUUGGGUCCAAUUUUGAGUCCAAUUUUGGGUCCAGUCCAUGGGUCCAGUCCAUGUUUUGUACUAUGCCCGAGAUUAAACGCCAACGCAUAAAUAUGCUAAUGACCACCCAGACUGCGAGAAUGGAAUUUUAUGACGCGAAAAUUAGCUCAAUCGACGGAAAGUACGAAAUGAACGUAAACUUGACCAAAGAAGAACGAGACGCGUUGAGAUUCCAUUGGAGAGCACCAGGAAGUGAAGUAGUCACAGUUUACAGAUUCACGAGAGCGUUGUUUGGUUUAACUUGUUCCCCAUUUCUACUUGGCGGCGUUCUCAACGAGCAUUUAAAGUCAUGGGAGGAAAAGUAUCCAGAUCUAGUGAAGGAAAUUCGAGACGGUCUUUACGUGGACGAUCUGAUGACGGGGGGUGUGAACGCGCAAGUAGUGAGUGAGAAGGAAACCAAUGCAAUCGAAGUUUUCGAAGAUGCAACGUUCAAGCUACACAAAUGGCAUUGCAACAUUUCAGAGCUCGAAGAGAAAGAAAAUAUUUCGCGCCAACCAGCAACCAACGACAACGGAGAAGAAACUACGUUCGCGAAACAACAGUUGGGAACCAACCCUGAAUCCGAGACAAAGUUACUUGGACUUUCGUGGGACAAAUCGCAAGAUACGCUAAGUGUGACGACAAACAAAGAAGAGCCAGCUAGUACAAAGAGAGGCGCACUUUCUCAGAAGAGCCAGCUAGUACAAAGAGAGGCGCACUUUCUCAGCUAG